Angiostrongylus costaricensis is the source of this 420-nucleotide messenger RNA. The record is from the annotation of a GenBank genome assembly. Lineage: Eukaryota; Metazoa; Nematoda; Chromadorea; Rhabditida; Metastrongylidae.
AUGACGUCAUCCGAGUUUGCUGGUGGGCCUACGCAAGGCCUAAGCGGCCUAGGUGCCUUCUACUACGAUCCGUCACAAGCACAACAGCAACAAUCCGCAACUGCCGCAUAUUUUCCGCAAUCCGCUAAUGUGACAUCAACUACGAACUUCGCAAAUCAGACUUCUGCCACGCAUGAUUCGAAUCUCUGCUAUACACAACGAUCAGUGGAUUGGACAAAAGAUGAUAAAGAUGAGAAGAAAGACGGUGAUGAAGAGAAACCGGGUGUUGCGGCUGUUUACCCGACUCAAUUAUCCGGCCGACGUGCAGAACAUCCGCUGAUGUUCCGGUGCACAGCGCUACAUUCGGGCUACAGUAUCCGUCGCGUGCCGCACGGCAAUCCCGUCCCUCUUCAGCUAAUCGACGAUUUAUGCGUAUGUUGA